UAUACACACACACACACACACACACACACACACACACACACACACCCUUUCCUCCUCCCCUGGGCCGUGGGGUCAUGGCGUUGUCUUCGUCGAGGCGAGAAGAAGAAGAAGAAGAAGAGCGGACGGCAGGCAGUUGACUCGUGGAGGGAGCCAGGCUGCAAGAGAGAGGAGAAGAAGAAGAACACCGAGCGGGGAAAAUGUCGUGGAAGAGGAACUACUUUGCGUCCGGCGGCGGUGGAAGUGGCGUUGGCGGAGGGAUACCGGGGAUGUUGACGCCUCGCAACGUGACGUCUAUCGCCCCGAGUAAAGGGCUGAGCAACGAGCCGGGACAGAACAGCUGCUUCCUGAACAGUGCCCUGCAGGUUCUGUGGCACCUCGACAUCUUCAGACGCAGUUUCCGCCAGCUGACGACUCAUAAGUGCAUGGAGGACUCGUGCAUUUUCUGCGCUCUGAAGAGCAUCUUCGCCCAGUUUCAGUACAGCAGCGAGAGAGUUCUGCCGUCGGACGCGCUGCGCAGCGCGCUCGCCAAAACCUUCCAGGACGAGCAGAGGUUUCAGCUCGGCAUCAUGGACGACGCCGCAGAGUGCUUCGAAAACCUCUUGAUGAGGAUCCACUUCCACAUCGCAGACGAGACCAAAGAAGACAUCUGCACGGCCAGACACUGCAUCCCGCACCAGAAGUUCGCCAUGACGCUCUUCGAGCAGUGUGUGUGCAGCAGCUGUGGAGCCUCAUCAGACCCACUGCCCUUCAUUCAGAUGGUCCACUACAUCUCCACCACCUCGCUGUGUAACCAGGCGGUGAAGAUGUUGGAGUCGAGGGAGAAGGCGACUCCCGGCAUGUUUGGCGAGCUGCUGCGUAACGCCAGCAUGGGAGACCUGCGCAGCUGUCCUAGCCAGUGUGGCCAGCAGCUGAGGAUGGCUCGCGUCCUCCUCAACAGUCCCGAGAUCAUCACCAUCGGGCUGGUCUGGGACUCGGACCACUCGGACCUGGCCGAAGACGUCAUACACACCCUGGGAACCUGCCUGCGGCUCGGAGAUCUGUUCUACAGAGUGACGGAGGAGAAGGCGCGCCAGGCGGAGCUCUACCUGGUCGGCAUGGUGUGUUACUACGGGAAACAUUACUCCACCUUCUUCUUCCAGACCAAGAUCAGACGAUGGAUGUACUUCGAUGACGCACACGUCAAAGAGAUCGGUCCCAAGUGGAAGGACGUUGUUUCUCGCUGCAUCAAGGGCCACUACCAGCCGCUGCUGCUGCUCUACGCUGACCCGCGGGGGACCCCGGUGUCGGCCCAGGACCUGCCCUCGCGCUUCCCCCUCCACAGCCUCAACAAGUCCUGCUACGACAGCGAGGACUCGGGCCGCGAGCAGUCGAUCUCCAGCGACACUCGCACCGAUUCGUCCACGGAGAGCUCGUCGUCCCGACAGCCCUCCCACUCGCACCAUGAGUCCCUGGCCAGCCACUACUCCUCCGACUCCCAGGGAACCGUCAUCUGCACCGACGGAUCGCUGCAUGCCUCGCUCGGCAGCCUGGAGACCGUAGGCCACGUGACGGACAGCGAGCAGCACCGGUCUCCGAGGAAGGGAGGCGGGCCCGGAGAUAGGAGGCGGAGCUCUAGCCGCCACCGCCGGUCUAAACCCAACAACGAAGCCCUGUCGGCCGGGUACCACAGCGAGGGUGAAACAUUAAAGGAGCAGCAGGUUCCUCGUCACCUCCCCAAACCCUCCUUCUCCUCCUCCUCCUCCUCCUCCUUUUCUUCCUCCUCAAGUCGUCUCCGAGACUUUAAGGAGACGAUGAGCAACAUCAUCCACAGCCGCCCGCUCUCCUCCUCUUCCUCCUCCUCUCUGCCCGCAGCCGUCCUCGCCUCUGACAUCACUUCCUCCUCCAAAAACAACGCCAACAACCGCCACCACGAGGUCUACGCGGCGUCCUCUCCCUCAGCCGGUGCGUCCCUGGACUGGGACGCCGACAGCACUGGCAGCGAGUCCAUGUCCAGGUGCACCGGCAGCGAGUCCGUGUCCAGGUGCACCGGCAGCGAGUCCAUGUCCAGGUGCACCGGCAGCGAGUCCGUGUCCAGGUGCACCGGCAGCGAGUCCGUGUCCAGGUGCACCGGCAGCGAGUCCAUGUCCAGGUGCAUUGGCAGCGAGUCCAUGUCCAGGUGCAUUGGCAGCGAGUCCAUGUCCAGGUGCACCGCAGUGCACCGGCAGCGAGUCCGUGUCCAGGUGCACCGGCAGCGAGUCCGUGUCCAGGUGCACCGGCAGCGAGUCCGUGUCCAGGUGCUCGGGCGGAGCAGGGUCCGGGCCCGGGUCCGGGCCGGGGUCUGGGGGGUACCGGCCGGCAUGGCGGCCGCGCAGGGAGGCGCUCAACAUCGACAGCAUCUUCACCCCGCGCCCCGCCGCCAGGAGUGGUGUAGGCCCGCCGCCGUCCCGCUCAACGAUGAGGCUGGAGCGCCGGAGGAGGACAUCAGGUCUGUCACACAAAGGCCGGGUUCCUCCUGGACUCUCCCGAACUUCUCCUCCAGCAGGAGCUGCGUCGGAGGCCAACCAGGACAUGGAAGAGGAAGUGGCGUAGAUGCAGAGCUCCCUCCCCCCCCUCCUCCUCCCCCCCGGCUGAUCCAGAGGAUGGAGAGUGGAUACGAGAGCAGCGAGAGGAACAGCAGCAGCCCCAUCAGCCUGGACCUGAACCCUGCAGACAGGGAGUGUGUCCUGAAGAAGCCUUCCUCCUCCUCCUCCUCUUCCUCUGGACCGUCCUGGAGGAACAACCGGUCGAAGAGCAGCGGCGCUUUGCUGCAGGAGCUCGGCUCGUCCAGCAGGGGGAGCCUCGCGCCCCCUGCGGGCCCCAGCGAGCUGGACCAGCUGCAGGAGGAGGUGCAGAGGAGAGCGAGGGAGGAGGAGCAGCAGCGACGGCAGGAGAAGGAGAGAGAGGCAGCGCUCGGCUUCAACCCCCGACCCAGCAAGUACCUGGACCUGGACCAGCUGCAGAUCCAAGGUAAAGGUGACAGCUUUGAGAGGUGUGUGUCGGAGGCGGAGCUUCUGCUGGACCAGUCGGUGCGUCUGGAGCAGGCGGGAGAGGUCACAGCAGCGCUGUCAUCGGUCAACGAAGCUGUCUCCAAACUGCAUCUGGCGGCGGCCGAGGGCGGAGCUGGUAGUCACAGCCGGCUGCAGCGCUGCCUGAGGAGAGGCCGCGGCCUGCAGCAACGAAUCCAGCAGCAGCAGCAGGACACAGAGCCUGCAGGCAGACUGCAGCAGCAGCAGGACACAGAGCCUGCAGGCAGACUGCAGCAGCAGCAGCAGGACACAGAGCCUGCAGGCAGACUGCAGCAGCAGCAGGACACAGAGCCUGCAGGCAGACUGCAGCAGCAGCAGCAGGACACAGAGCCUGCAGGCAGACUGCAGCAGCAGCAGCAGGACACAGAGCCUGCAGGCAGACUGCAGCAACAGGAACAGCCCAGUGAAAAGCCUCUCUCGCUCCAAAUUCUUCUGACAGAGAGACAGGGCGACCAAUCAGCUUCCAGUCUGGACCAGCAGGCCCCGCCUCUCUCCCCCUGCCUCGUUAAGCCCCUCCCUCCAAAAAUGACCUCACUUUCGGACCUUCCCUCCGGCGCCGUUGUGGCCCCUACAGGUUCACCCAGGGAGGACGGCAGGACCGGAGGCCCCUGCUCUCGCUUCGGGAAACCUCUGGGACAGGUGGCUCCUCCCCCUCCACCUGAGGAGGCGGAGCUUCCCUCCCAUUGGCCCCGAACGCCUUGUGUCUCUAUCCUAGCACAGGCCCCGCCCCCGUUACCUGUUCACCCCAUUGACAGGAGUCAUGUGAGGAUGGAGGAGGCACCAUUUUACCCCCGACAACCCCCAACUACACCCCUUGCGACUUCUUUCCCAACAUGCAGUUGGUCCUGCUUACACCCGGCUGAUGUCGUUGAUUGUCCCGUUGACCCGCCAGUCGUCUCGCCAGUAUCUCCCAAAAAUUCCCCCCCGUCCCAUGGCCAGGACUUCCGAGCGCCGCUGCCCGUGGAGCGCUGGGCGGAGAACGUCAACAGAUACUACGGCUCCCAGAGGGCAACGGGCGGAGAGGCAUCGCACGGCGAGGAGCUGUCGGAGCUGGAGUCUCUGUACCAGGCGAGCCUGCUGGCUCCCAGCAUGCACCGGGGCAGCCGAGGAGUCAGUCCUCAGCCGACAAGCAACAAACAAGGUUUGAGGAGAAUGCUGUCAGGAUCUGGACGAUCCAAAACACCGACGGCUGAGAUCGAGAGACACGCCUACAGAUCACCAGUUACACCUCAUAAGCCUCUGUCUGGUGAAGACGAGAGCUACAGUGCAGCCAACCUGCGGCGUCUCGCCCGCAGCCUGAGUGGAACCUUCAUCGGGUCCAGACCCCAAAACCUCGGCUCCUCCCACAGCUGUGAGCCCUCUGUUUCCCUCAGACACUCCUCCUCUUCCUCCUCCCUCCUCCGUCGCCCCAGCAACCCCUCCUCCCCCUCCUCCACUACAGAUCCCUCCCUCCAUCACCUCCUCCGUCACCUGCCCCCCUCGCAGACACCCCAGCCCCCAACGGAGGGCUUCUCCUCCUGGGGACACUCAGGAUCUGGCUCCGCCCCCCACCAGCCCUCCCUGGUUGUAUCUGACCGGCGUCCGUCUCUCUCGGGUCAAAGCCUCCACAGCGUCCCGCUGAGUUACGCCACUCUUCCUCGAGUUCCUCGCCGAGCGCAGCCUCCCCCCCCCCCCCCUUCCCCUCCCCUCCUCCUCCCUCCCCGAGGUCUCCGGCCCACCCCGUCCCCCCACAGCCUCUACGCCACGCUGUCUCACCCUCGCCGCCCUGCCGCCUCCAACCCUCGCCACAGGGACCCGCCUCGGCCGGUUACGCUCAACGGCUCGGCCCCCCUCCAGCCGAGGCGCCUGGACGUUCCCCCGGAGACCGACUGGCGCCGAGACACCGCCCACAGGACCGCGACUUCCUCCUGGGACCCCCACGCCGCCCGUGGCGCCCAGUCGCUCCACCGGACAGUGCUGCCGCCGCCGCGGCUCUGCUCGCUCUGCCGGCAGCUUCCUGCCGAGCCAACGCGGUCCUACUGCCCGUCCUGCAGCGCGUACGUGGCUCGCUUCCCGCCUGCCGGCGCCACUCUUAGGACCGGGCAUCGCCGGUGA
Perca flavescens (yellow perch) is the source of this 5138-nucleotide messenger RNA. Its product is annotated as inactive ubiquitin carboxyl-terminal hydrolase 54. Gene Ontology annotation, biological process: protein deubiquitination. Bases 198 to 5138 code for a protein of 1646 amino acids. The transcript has 24 exons. Gene Ontology annotation, molecular function: cysteine-type deubiquitinase activity. The record is from RefSeq and is a predicted model, not a curated record. Lineage: Eukaryota; Metazoa; Chordata; Actinopteri; Perciformes; Percidae.